Molecule: messenger RNA, 2224 nt
Organism: Sphaerodactylus townsendi
Lineage: Eukaryota; Metazoa; Chordata; Lepidosauria; Squamata; Sphaerodactylidae
Gene: SCRT2
Product: scratch family transcriptional repressor 2
Exons: 2
Coding region: 83-937 (284 amino acids)
Biological process (GO): regulation of DNA-templated transcription
Molecular function (GO): RNA polymerase II cis-regulatory region sequence-specific DNA binding; DNA-binding transcription factor activity, RNA polymerase II-specific
Source: RefSeq, a predicted model, not a curated record
GGAAGCGAGAGGGAGGGAGCUGUCCAAAGUGCUGAUCGCCGCCGCCGCCGCCGCCGCCGCCGCCGCCUCGCCCGCCCGCACCAUGCCGCGCUCCUUCCUGGUCAAGAAGAUCAAAGCCGACGCUUUCCAGUCCAGCCCAGUCCCGGCCCCGACUUACCACCCCCUGGAAACUUCGUACGGCCACUUGGAAGGGCCCUUGGAGGCCAGAGACCCCGGGGAGGAGAAUGGAUACCUCCAAGCCUGCCUUACGCCUUCGGGAUACAAGGGUGAAAAGAAGCGCGGCCUCCGUUUGCCCUCCUCAGACCCUGUUUACACCCCCAUCCAUGAAGACUACAGCGACCCCGAGAGCCCCCAGUCCAGCCUCUCUGCCCACUACUUCAAUGGCGAGGCGGCCGUUACGGAAAGCUACUCGAUGGACGCCUUCUUCAUCACGGACGGACGGUCACGGCGGCGCAGCGCGGACCAGCGGCGCGGCAGCCACCGCCACUCCUGCAACGAAUGCGGCAAGAGCUACGCCACCUCCUCCAACCUCAGCCGGCACAAGCAGACGCACCGCAGCCUGGACAGCAAGAUGGCCCGCCGGUGCCCCACCUGCAGCAAAGCCUACGUCUCCAUGCCCGCCCUGGCCAUGCACAUCCUGACCCACAACCUCAAGCACAAAUGCGACGUGUGCGGCAAGGCCUUCAGCCGCCCGUGGCUCCUGCAGGGACACAUGCGCUCCCACACGGGCGAGAAGCCCUUCGGCUGCUCCCACUGCGGGAAGGCCUUCGCCGACCGCUCCAACCUCCGGGCCCACAUGCAGACCCACUCGGCCUUCAAGCACUACAAGUGCAAGCAGUGCGAGAAGACCUUCGCCCUCAAGUCGUACCUCAACAAGCACUACGAGUCGGCCUGCUUCAAGGGCGCCGAACAGGACGCCUGCGCCGAGGAAAACUGAGGCACGCGCUCCUGGUGGGCCCAGCCAGGGAACGAGGGGCAAAGAAGACAGCAAGCCAUUGCCUUCAGGGGGAGCAGAGGUGGUCUUGGAAGCGCGGCUUCAAAACAGUGUUGCCAACAUCCAGGUGGGGCCUGGAGAUCUCCUGGAAUUACAACUGAUCUUUGGACAACCGUGGACUCCUUGGCAUCACCUUCCACUAAUAUCACACCUUGCUCUCUGGCGCUCGACUGCUCAUGUCCCAUCUUCCUCAGGCUCCGCCCCCAAACCUUCAGGAAUGUCCAAACCUGGAAUACGCAACCCUACUACAGAGAGACUUGACCAACCGUACGGAAGCCAUUUUGGUAUCGGGACGAGUAUCUUUGGGCAAGCGUCUGCUGUCAACUCGUCCUUCUUGGAAAUCAAGCAGAUCUUUGGGAAGACGUCCGCCAUGGGUUGCCCCGUCGGCUUUUUCACCUGCUGUGACCUUUGCCCUCUUCCUUGUUUCCCCCAUCCUUUUCCAAUAGCAAUAACUCCUCUGGUUGGGCAAGCCGGAAGACUUUCCUUCAGAGGCCUUUGGCUUGUCCUCUCCAGGAGAGCCGCAGAACUUCUUCAGGAUGACUAAGCGAGAGAGAGGGGAAAGGGGGAGGAGCCGUUUCUCUCUCUCUCUCUCUCUCUCUCUCUUUUGGAAAACUCCAGGUGUUAUUUAUUAAUUAAUUUAUUUAAGCUAUUUAUUUAGUGCUGCUCUUCCUCCCCGUUUCGCGGGAGGGACACACAAUCUUCCAGCCCAAAACCCCUGGGAAGCCAAGCUCUUCCGGGGUACGGAGCAAGCGCGGAAGCUGUGAAACUGUUUGAAGUAAGGUGGUAGGGUUAUUGGGGUGUCAGGGAGGGUUAUUGGGGGGAGUGUUCAAGCGACUAGAGCCAGAUGUUGGGGAGGGCGGCGGGUGGGGAGAGAUCAUUUUUUUCCGAACAAAUUGAUCCUUGGGAACAAGGAAGGGAUCGAUACGUUAUGUUUGACACGGGGCACUGGGACUUUCUGUGAAUGGGGAAUCGGGGGACAUACAUUGAGAGGGGGAGAAGUGCCCACAAAAUCUGUGAUGGACGUGACGCAAGACUGCCAGAAAUAGGUAGAAGGAGGCAGGAUAGGGCUACCAGCCUCCAGGUGGGUCCACCAUAUUCAAAAUGUUAUUAUGGGGUGGGUAUACUAUAUAGGUACAGUCAAUGCACUUUUACACCCAAAAAGCUAAUUCAUUUGUCCAGUGAUGGGAUCCAAAAAUUUUAGUAACAGGUUCCCAUGGUGGUGGGAUUCAA